AUGAAAUUGGAGGAUGACACAUUCUUCAAGUACGCAUUCACGGCCAUAGGAUGCUCGAUUAGGGGUUUUGGAAGUUGCAUACGACCUAUACUUGUGGUUGACGGAGCACAUUUGAAGGGGAAGUACAGGGGCGUACUACUUACUGCAUCCUCAAUAGAUGGCAACAACCAAAUUUAUCCUCUUGCAUUCAGUGUUGUCGAUAAGGAGUCUGAUGAUUCAUGGACUUGGUUUAUCGAGCGGGUUAAGAUUUGUAUAGGUGACAUAAAUGGUUUGGUUUUUGUAUCUGACCGGCAUCAAAGCAUCACGAACUCCGUGGCAACAGUGUUUCCUGAUGCAGCGUACGUCACAUGUAUGCAUCAUUUAGCGAUGAAAUUGAAUGAGAAGUUUAGAAACGAGGGAAUGCAAAUAACUUUCUCUAAAGCAGCAAAGACGUUCAAGGUAUCAAAGUUUCGAUACUAUUGGGGCCAACUAGCCGGAUUCCCAAAAGUCCAGAAAUAUUUGGAAGACAUCGGAUUCGACAAGUGGGCUCGUGCAUAUCAACCUGGAAUAAGGUAUAACCAAAUGACCUCGAAUCUCGCUGAGUCCAUGAAUGUGGUACUUGUUCAUGCUCGUGCUUUACCAAUAACAGCUCUAUUUGAAAAUUGUCGAGCUCUACUACAACAAUGGUUUUAUGAGAGGCGGACGGCUGCCUCUAGUCGAGGAAUAAUUCUUACUGAAUAUGUAGAGAAUAUUCUUAAAAAAGAUGAAGAACGAGCUUGA
Momordica charantia (bitter melon) is the source of this 759-nucleotide messenger RNA. RefSeq lists its product as uncharacterized. NCBI's taxonomy places the organism in Eukaryota, Viridiplantae, Streptophyta, Magnoliopsida, Cucurbitales, Cucurbitaceae. The record is from RefSeq and is a predicted model, not a curated record.